AUGCCUGGCCUAAGGGUCUGGUGGCCACCUGCUGGGCUGAGAGCCCCAAGGCUGCUGCUGGGACUCAGCUCCAUCACCACGUAUGAGGCAGCCCCUGUGUACCUUUGUCACCCUAAGCAGGUUGCAGACCUGCUGGACUGGUCUAGCAGGGUGGCAGUGCCAGCCCCCGGGCUCCUGGGCCUUUGGACUCAGCUUGCGAGCGAGUGUGGUAAAACCCAGCGUCUCAGGUCACAGCAUCACUCAACAGUUGCAGAGGUGUGCCAGGCACUGCCACCAGAAGAGGACACUUGUGUGAAAGUCAGGGAGGUCCCCAGUGCUGGAACCUACUGUGAGUGCAGCCUUGGCCUCAGCCGAGAGGCGCUCAUUGCCCUGCUGGUGGUGCUGGCAGGUGUCAGUGCCAGCUGCUUCUGCGCCCUGGUCAUCGUGGCAGUUGGCGUCAUUCGAGCCAAGGGUGAAACAUGCCCCGGACACGUGGACAGCAGGUUGGUGGGGCACUUUGGGGUCCAGGAAGAUCACAUGGACCUGCACACGGUGCACGUGGAGUCUCACCUCAUGGACCCUGAACUUGGGGUCCCCAUGAUGCCACCCCUGGAAGAUCAAGGCCUCAUGACCAUCGCCGUAGACUCAAUGGCCCCCUCCAUGACCCUAGAGGAUUCACCUCCUACAACCCCUGCCACCUGAGUAGGGCUUCAGGCAGCUGGGGG
Messenger RNA from Camelus dromedarius (Arabian camel), 704 nucleotides. RefSeq names its product transmembrane protein 210 (gene TMEM210). The record is from RefSeq and is a predicted model, not a curated record. The coding region runs from base 1 to 681 and encodes 226 amino acids. Lineage: Eukaryota; Metazoa; Chordata; Mammalia; Artiodactyla; Camelidae. The transcript has 5 exons.